AUGGGAGAGAUAUUUGAAUAUAAAGGAGAUAGUGAAGAGGAAGAGAAGUAUAAAAUUAAACAGGCAUUUGAGGAAGCAGAUUUAAUCCCUCUGGAAGAUCCAGAUGAAUUAGACGAAAUUCACUCAGAAGCAAUUUAUACCAGUAGAUUACUUAAAUAUGAUAAUCUAACCAGAGCAG
Dentiscutata erythropus is the source of this 178-nucleotide messenger RNA. The record is from the annotation of a GenBank genome assembly. Lineage: Eukaryota; Fungi; Glomeromycota; Glomeromycetes; Diversisporales; Gigasporaceae.